Molecule: messenger RNA, 1192 nt
Organism: Pocillopora damicornis (cauliflower coral)
Lineage: Eukaryota; Metazoa; Cnidaria; Anthozoa; Scleractinia; Pocilloporidae
Product: NPC intracellular cholesterol transporter 1-like
Cellular component (GO): membrane
Source: RefSeq, a predicted model, not a curated record
UCUAAAUUACAAUUCCACUAGCUAAUGAAUAAGCAGGAUAAAAUUUAUACUUUAAAAGAGAUUGAACGAACUUGUACUGCUGCUUUUCGUAAUCCAUUGCAUUUUUAACUUCUGCAAUGUUCACAACUUUUUCUUCUAAUCUUUUAAACCUCUAUGUUUGAAAGUUGCACAUGACCGUGGUUUUUUUAUAUUUUAUUGCAGGUAUUACCAGCACUGAGAGCAUUCUGUAUUUAUGCGGCAAUAGGUAAGUUAUUUUACCCAUACACAGGGAAGUGGGAAUGGAAUCGUUCAGGUAAGCAAGUCAGAUCCUACAUUAACGCCUUACAUACCUUAGAGAACAUGCACGUCUAGGUGAUUAUCACACUCUUAUUAACUUUCCAUACCUGAAAGCAGGUCAAAUGGCUACCUGGAACUAUUAACGUUUUCACCUUUCAAUUUUUAAAGAACCUUUAGCCCCUCAUAAAAAGAGCAAGGUGAGGUGAACCCUAACAUUCUAGAGAUAUUGUGCGCAAUAUAGCAUGAAAGUAUUAACCCAUAGCGUUUUAACUUUGGUUUGUAUUACAUUAGGUGUUUUGGCAGACUUCAUCCUUCAAGUUACUUUAUUCACAGCGUUAUUGGCGAUCGACGCGCGAAGGCAAAAGAAAAAAAGGGAUGGCCUUUGCUGCUGUUGCAUAACGCUACCAGCUAACUAUCGAGAGAGCUCCCUUGCAAAAAAAGACUUUCUCAAAACGAGCAUGGACAAGAUUGGAGCAGCCAUGCUGUCUCUUCCCGGGAAGGUUUUUGUCAUCGUCAUAACAGGAGCCCUGUUUGGUUUUAACCUCUAUGGAGCAAUAAUGCUAAAGCUGUCCUUCGAUCAAAACCGGUUUUUGCCUCCUGACUCGAUGUCCUACAAGUAUAAGUUUACCAACAGCAAGUAUUUUCCAGUAAACGGGGCCUCAGUGAACAUAUAUACAGGAAAGUUCGAUUACUUUAAAGAACAAGAUAAACUUCACAGGGUCUACGACAUUGCAGUCAGUGACAAAAAAUAUAUAGUUUCUAGUUCCAUAAACAGUUGGUAUGAAGACUUUGUUAGCUGGGCUAUUGACAAGAAACCAGGAAAGUGUAUCCAGAAAAGUAAGCAUAUGACAUAUUGAAAGCUAGACAAUGAUUCAAGUAAUCAGAGGACAUGAAACUUUCCAAACAAUACGCAUCA